Cherax quadricarinatus is the source of this 2769-nucleotide messenger RNA. The record is from RefSeq and is a predicted model, not a curated record. NCBI's taxonomy places the organism in Eukaryota, Metazoa, Arthropoda, Malacostraca, Decapoda, Parastacidae.
AUGAUAAUGGCACAACAUGGACCGGAGCGUCGUCUUUCAUAUCCAGUUUGUGGAAUUAUGGAGAGACAGCGGCUAAUAAGGUCUACUGACUUAAUGGACCGUGCCAGGUUCGUCAGGAUGUGGGUGAGUGGGAAAACAACACGAGCCAUCGCACGAGAAACAGGCAGCAGCAUCACAACAGUGAGCAGGUGGAUACGCAGGUGGAAGUCAGAAGGCAACGUGAAUGCAAGACCUCGCAGUGGCAGACCCAGGAAUAGCAAAUUACGAAAAAUUAAAGACCUUAACAAACUAAUUACUUCUGGGAAAAGUCCUGAUGUGUAUUCACUGACAUCACCGGAGACAAACUCUCCUCUGGUUUCUUACUGUGAUUCGAUGUCAUUUUCUAACUAUUCUACUCCUUUAGGCUUGAUUUUCAACCAAUAUUCAACUCUACAAGAAAUUUUACACAAAUAUUAUUUAGGAAACCAGCGCCAGACUCUGAGGUUAGCUAACGAUGCCGUAGAGGCUGUCAUGUCAGAGGCAAUUCAGAGUGGCUCCUCAGUCCUGCUCUUCACAGAUGGUAACAUCUCAGCUUCUGAUGUCUUCAGGGAAGGAAAGAGAUUAUUUUAUGAACGUUGCAUCGUAAUUUAUUUAUUUAUUUUUGAAAAGGUGAAGGAGCAGCUGUGGUCUUCGUGGGGAGUGGCAGUGUUCGACGUGACAGGGAACGACCACAACGCUAACGUGACGCAGGCGAAGAUCUGCGAGGUGGUCGAGCAAGCACGUCAGCUGCGACAGGUGUCAUGGCUCUUGACAGUGAUAGUUGUCAGUGACGACGCAGCCUUCCUCGCCGCCUUUGCUGAGUGUUCCCUCAAGGGCCGCCUCCUGGUGUGGUCGACGAGGCUCCUCGCCCUCACUCGCCUGCCCCUCCUACAGCUGCACCAACUCCACACGCUGCUGUCCACUAGGAACGCUCUAUUACUCAUUGUGAAUGAGUACUCGGGAACAUUAAGGUGCAACAUGUACAUAUUCUUACCAUAUACGGCCCAGGAUAGCCAGCCACUACGGGUUGCCUGGUGGACUCCACAUCACGGCCUUACUCUUACCUUAAAUCUUCCGCUCUUCCCUGACAAGUUCUUCAAGUUUUUACAGUCUCCAAGGCUCGUAGUUGCAGUGGUUCCCAUGGAAGUUCACAAUGCUCUGUUGACCGUAGAUCCCACAGCUCCUGAAGGCCAGAGAAUCACCUACAUUGGACACAUAGACAAGACGGUGAAAUACCUUGGAAGUGGCCUUAAUUUUACGUACCGUAACUCUCCCAGUAACAAGGAGCACCUUGGUGACUGUUACUACCCAAGGUAUUGUAACUCUUCCAGUAGCAAGGAGCACCUUGGUGACUGUUAUUACCCAAGGUAUUGUAACUCUUCCAGAAGCAAGGAGCACCUUGGUGACUGUUACUACCCAAGGUAUUGUAACUCUUCCAGUAGCAAGGAGCACCUUGGUGACUGUUAUUACCCAAGAAGCAAGGAGCACCUUGGUGACUGUUACUACCCAAGGUAUUGUAACUCUUCCAGUAGCAAGGAGCACCUUGGUGUCUGUGUUACUACCCAAGGUAUUGUAACUUCCAGUAGCAAGGAGCACCUUGGUGACUGUGUUACUACCCAAGGUAUUGUAACUCUUCCAGAAGCUAGGAGCACCUUGGUGACUGUUACUACCCAAGAAUUGUUUGACUCCUUGAAGGAGGCAGAUAUCUCCAUAGGUCCCUUCAGUCAAACGGCCACUCGAACUGAGGCAGUAGACUUCGCGUGGCCGCUGUGGAUGGAUAGCUCAGGAAUCGUGGCUGCUCUUGGACGCCCCGAGGUUGAUCCCUGGGGCUUCGUACUGCCCCUGAGGCCGCUUGUGUGGGUAGCUAUCCUAACGGCGAUGUUGGUGAUGCCUUCUGUAAUAUACCUGUAUUCCUCAUGCGUAUCUACCACAAUUUAUGAAAGGAACAGCUGGAUGUCACUUACCUAUGGAUUCAUUCGCAUUUUGUUGCAACAGGAUUUCAGUGCACGUCCUGGCCUCUGGUGGAAGCGAAUGUUGUUGGCUGUGUGGAUGAUGGUGACACUGGUGUUGACACGGAGCUACGCUGGUAACCUUAUGGCUCUCCUGGCUGUGAGAUACAUCCCUCAGCCUUAUCAGUCUCUCCAGGAUGUGGUCGACGACCAGCAGUCUGUAAUGAUUUGGCAAAGCCAGUCAGUCAACACUGAGCAACUGCGUGAAAUUAAAGUUGGUAUUCUGUAUGAGGUCUCUAAGCUAGCAGAUGAAGGACGGAUACUGUACCGUAACUUAGAGGAAUUUCCUAACCUCGCAGACACCGUAGUGAGGAAGGGCCAUUAUGUACUCUUUGGAAUUGGCAUUUUACUUAGGAACUUACAAGCCAGACUCUUCACUCGAACAGGUCGCUGUGAUUUUUACUCGUCUAGCGAAAGAAUUCUUCCAUUCGCGGCUUCCAUUGUCAGCCAAAAAGAUAAUCCCAUAGUUCCCGCAAUGCAGAACAGAAUCUUGGCUCUGACAGAAUCUGGGAUAUAUGAGCGAUGGUACAAGACGAACAUCCCCAAUUCAACUGUCUGUCUUCAGCCACCAAAGAAAUAUACCGUCCAGUCACCUCUGUCUUUAACGAAUCUUUGGGGGAUGUUUCUGAUACUGAUUGGAGGAAGUGGUAUUUGUGUACUGGUAUUCGGCGCUGAGAUACUAAGUGCUUGUGUUCCUCAGACUUGGGAGGGGUUCCCUAUGUGCGGCACCACAUCAUCAUAA